Messenger RNA from Danio aesculapii, 1183 nucleotides. RefSeq names its product ciliary associated calcium binding coiled-coil 1 (gene cabcoco1). The record is from RefSeq and is a predicted model, not a curated record. Bases 15 to 917 code for a protein of 300 amino acids. NCBI's taxonomy places the organism in Eukaryota, Metazoa, Chordata, Actinopteri, Cypriniformes, Danionidae. The transcript has 8 exons.
UGAACACCUGACUCAUGUCUGGAAGAGAGAGAUCACGAGAGAAAGAAAGAGAUGCUCAAAUGACAAAAAGAGAAGAAACGGACAGAGAUAAUACUCAGAUUAAUGUAAUGGAGAAAUCAUUUCCUCAGUGGGAGCUUUUAAAGCCUGAGGAAAUAAAUAUCCUGGUCACACUCUCCGUAGACCAAGUGCAGUUACAGUUUGAGAAUAUUCUGCAUUUCAAAAACCACCAAACAUGUUUAAAAGAAGCUGCGCUGUUGGAGUAUUUUGUCAAUGGAUUUUGGUGGGCCAAAGAGAUGAGCUUCACUUCUGAGCAAAUCUCGUUUAUCAUGGCACUUUUACAGCAACUUAUCAACAACAUUAAAAACAAACAAGCAUCAUUUGCUGAUAACUUCAAGGCAUUUACCCAAACAGUGCUUUCCACAAGGCAGUCUCCAUCAACAAAAGAUUUUUUAUUCAACAACGAUCAAAUCAAGGCCAUCACAGAUUACUUCAAGACCAGUCUUUUCCAGCACUACCGACUAUAUGAAUUGCUGUUAAGCCACAGCAGAGAGAAGCAACUCCUGAAAACAGAGAAAUGCAUUGAGGUAAUCAACCCGGCUGAAUUUGCCGCCCCUUUAGAAGAGGGCUUUCCUGCAGAUCUCUACUUCCAUUACAUGGCUCCCCCAUGUGUGCAAACACCUGAGCAGGGCUCGCCGGAAUCGCACGAGGAAAACGUAAAAGAACCAGAAAAAGCUGAGCUGGAAGAAAGUGCUGGGAACCACGAGGGCUUCAGUGUGGAAGAUGUUCGAGAGGCGCUGGGGGAAAUGACCCAGGAGAUGCUAGCAAAACUACAGGCCGACUUCACAGAGAAGCUGCGAGUUCAUGAGGAGACCUACAUCUCGAGGUUAGAGCGACUUCAAAAAGCCUCUUCCAAAUAGCACUGAUGAGACGCCAAGAGGAUUUUUCCCACCGGUAUUUAUUCAUUCAUUCAGAACGGGUCCGGAAAUAAAACGGAACACGAUUUAUACAGCCAAAUACCCUUCGUUUGCUGAAAAUUUAUCUCCCAUGUUAAGCAAAACUGAUUUAUUAGUUUGUAAGAUGAUGAUAACAACCAGAAUUAAUGACUGUUGGGUGAUGUUGAUUUAUUUAGCACGAUGAUAAAUAUGAAAUGCAGGGUCAUAUUUCUAAUUUCUAAUUAAAGAGG